AUGGUGGUGGCUGUCGCACACCUCUUCCGCCACGGGCAACGCUCGCCGUACCCGCCGCCGCUGAGCGAGUCCGCCGCCGGGCCGAGCAUAUGGACGUCGCGGCUGAGCCCGCCUGCUGAGUCGUGGAACUUGACGGCGUCUGCCUUUGACGCGCAGCAUCUGACACCGCAUGGCGCAGCGCUGCUCCGACACCUGGGCCAAUAUUUGGCGGUCGACUAUCGCUACCCCGACCCGUGCGCGGCAGACGUGACGCUGAUAGCCGACGGCACCUCCUUCCGGGACGUCCAGUCAGCUAGGGCCUUUGCCGGUGGCUUCUUUGGCCGCCGCUCGUGCUCGGCCGCGCGGGCCGCCGCAAUCGUGGAGGCGACGGCAGCAGCGCAGCCGCUGCUGCUUCCCCUCGUCUCGGACGACGUCGAGGCCGGCUGCGCCGGGCCUAGCGAGGCCGACGUGCUCCGGUCCUUUGGGGGCGACGUAGACGCGCUGGCGGCGGCGUACAAGCCUCAGAUCGACCGCGUCGGAUCAUUGCUCGGCUGCUGCUCCGCUGAGGCGGUCUCUGGCGUGGAGCCGUUUGCGUGGGGCGAGCUGACGCUGUCCGAGCUCUCGGAGCUGUACCGCGUGCACCAGCGGGUCAUGUGUGUGGUGUUGGGGGGCAGGACGACGCACCUGGCGGGAGGCUCCUUCCUCUCCUUUGAGCUGAGGUACGAUGCGCCCACCUCCGUCGCCCCCGACCCCGACGGCGGGUGGCGUGUCGUCGGCUUCUUCACGGCGGCGACGGUGCUGCAGCAGCGCCGGAGGACCCCGCUCGUGCCACCUCAUCCGCCGCCGGGGCGAGCGACGGUGCUCGACGUGCCCUACUCACAGUUCCGCGACCUCGUGCUCGCUGCCGUUGACCCGCGCUGCGUCCUGCAGCCGCUGCGCGACACAACCGCGCGCUUGCGGGACCGCGCGCCGCCGCCGUCCUCCCCGCUCGACAGCACCCCCGCCGUACUCGCGGCAGCCGUCGUCGGUUUCGCUUGCUCUCUGUGCGGCGUCCUCAUGGUUCGAGUUAGCCGUCCUUACCUCCAGAUGCCUUGACGCUUGAUUUGACAAAGUGCGGGGCCGCCGGGAGGGGCGCAGCGUUCGUAGCUCAACACACAACAGUGCAGGUUGGCGCUGCUGAGGACUCUUUACUUAGCAGGGCACGUACGGCUUUAGAGUAGUGAAACUGAAACAUGAGGAGGUUGUGCUCUUUAAUCUUGGAGCAGAGCACACCUUGGUGGGCCGGAGGCCGGGGCGGGAGUCACCGGGAGAGUCACCAGUCCCCAGUCGCCAGUGGCCAGUCGAGUGCGAUCCGCUUAAACGGUAAUAUUAUACCCCA
Emiliania huxleyi CCMP1516 is the source of this 1357-nucleotide messenger RNA. RefSeq lists its product as hypothetical. The coding region runs from base 1 to 1074 and encodes 357 amino acids. The record is from RefSeq and is a predicted model, not a curated record. NCBI's taxonomy places the organism in Eukaryota, Haptophyta, Isochrysidales, Noelaerhabdaceae. The transcript has 6 exons.